This is a messenger RNA of Hibiscus syriacus, 1763 nucleotides long. Its product is annotated as rhamnogalacturonan I rhamnosyltransferase 1-like. NCBI's taxonomy places the organism in Eukaryota, Viridiplantae, Streptophyta, Magnoliopsida, Malvales, Malvaceae. Gene Ontology annotation, cellular component: cytoplasm. The record is from RefSeq and is a predicted model, not a curated record. The transcript is spliced from 8 exons. The coding region runs from base 123 to 1661 and encodes 512 amino acids.
UUUCACAGGGAGUUUUUUUUUAUGCAUUAUAUUUGAUUAAAAAGCCUGAAUUUUGGAUCAAGUGGAGCGGAAAUUUGAACUCAAGUAUUUGUUGUUUAUGAGUUGAGAAGGGAUAAUUUAAAAUGUGUAGACUAGAAGAAACAAGUGGAAAGUGUGACUACAAGAAACAGUGGGAAAUGAAGAUUAAGAUCUUUGGGGAAGGGAAAGUGGAGAAGUUAAAGAAUUCAAUGGUUUCAAGGCCUAGAAUGAAGCUAUGGACGUUAAGGGUAUUAACCACAAUUUUGUUAUGGACUUGCUUUAUUCAAUUGAUGACACUGGGAGAAAUGUUUGGUCCAAAAUUCAUGAAAGGUUGGCCUUCUUGUUUCACUCAAUCUGAUUCUGAAUUGCCUUUGGUUCCUGAAUUGUCUUCUAUUCCACCAAAACUCAUCCUUCCUCCCAAAAGGUUAUAUAAGAACAAUGGUUAUCUUAUGGUUUCCUGCAAUGGAGGACUUAACCAAAUGCGAGCCGCUAUUUGUGACAUGGUUGCCAUUGCCAGAUACCUAAAUGUCACGCUUAUUGUCCCGGAAUUAGAUAAAACCUCAUUCUGGAAUGAUCCUAGUGAGUUUAAGGACAUUUUCGAUGUUGAACAUUUCAUUACUUCCUUGAGGGAUGAGGUUCGGAUAUUGAAGGAACUACCACCUCGAGUUCAGCAACGGGUUGAUCAAGGAAUGUUCCUCUCUAUGCAACCCGUCAGUUGGUCCGAUGCUUCUUAUUAUGUUCAUCAGAUUCUUCCUCUUGUGCGAAAGCACAAAGUUGUACAGUUGAAUAAAACCGAUACUCGGCUUGCAAAUAAUGAACUACCCCUCGAGAUUCAGAAGUUGCGCUGCCGUGUAAAUUUCAAUGCGCUGAGAUUUACUUCCCAGAUCGAGGAAUUGGGUAGAAAAGUUGUCAAGAUUUUAAGGGAGAGAGGCCCUUUUCUCGUGCUUCAUCUCCGAUAUGAAAUGGACAUGUUGGCCUUUUCCGGCUGCACUCACGGCUGCAACAGCGAGGAAGAGGAAGAACUUACGAGAAUGAGGUAUGCUUAUCCCUGGUGGAAGGAAAAAAUAAUAAAUUCAGAAAUGAAAAGGAAAGAAGGAUUGUGCCCUUUGACACCAGAAGAAACAGCUCUAGUAUUAAAAGCCCUCGGUAUUGAUCGCAACGUCCAAAUUUACGUUGCUGCUGGAGAAAUUUAUGGUGGCGCAAAUCGGAUGGCUCCGCUGGCAGAAGCAUUUCCUAAUUUGGUCAGAAAGGAGACUCUACUUCGAUCGGACUUGAAAUUCUUCCAAAACCACUCAUCCCAAAUGGCAGCAUUGGAUUAUCUAGUCGCCAUAGAAAGCGAUAUAUUUGUUCCGACAUAUGAUGGAAACAUGGCCAAAGUUGUCGAAGGCCAUCGGAGAUUCUUGGGGUUCAAGAAAACUAUCUUACUAGACCGAAAACUUCUAGUUAAGUUAAUAGAUCAAUACCAAAAUGGAUUGUUAAGCUGGGACGAGUUCUCCGAUACCCUGAAGGAAGUUCAUUCGAAUAGAAUGGGAAACCCGAACAAACGGGUCGUUAUUCCGGAUAGACCGAAAAAAGAAGAAUAUUUUUAUUCGAAUCCACAUGAAUGUCUACAACUGUUGGAUGAACCUUUGAGAAGAAGAUGAGGUGAAUAACGGUGGUUAAAGUAUGAUCUUCAAUUACACUUGUACUUAAAAUACGUAUUUAUUAUCAAACAUUCUCAAAUAAUGCAGAUCCCAAUUUGUAUU